AUGGAGAGCAACCAGGAUCGAAUGCCGAUUGCGCACAAUGUCCGAAACGUGCUCAAGUCUUUCCGGACGGUUGCAACAUUGUUCAAGCACGAAAUUGAUUCUCUGGAUUAUCAGGCCGAACACGACUUGUUACUAACCUUGGAGAAUGAAAAUACCCGUUUUGGGAUGUGGGCCGGGAACUUAGCAGCUCAUCAGAGUGGCCCAGCAUCACUCGAUCAUCGGUUGAGAGAGGCACCCCAUAUACGAGAGCAGGUCCUCUAUCUUCUACGCGAUAUAUUAGAAUCCCUAGAGGAUGCAAGGUUAGAGGUUGUACGCAACACCGUGGCGUCCACGCUUCCAGAACAUCUCAAGGGAUCUGGGGUGAUUGAUGAGGACAAUCGAUCUGAUAUGGCCAUGUCUGAGACGUCGUAUGCUACUUCAGCUGGCUAUUUAACGAUGGAAAAUGGAGAGAUGAAGCCGGCUCCUCCACUGAAAGUUCCUCCACGACCACCUGAGGCAGACAGGGGAGUCUUUGAAUGUCCAUUCUGUUACAGGAUGAUAUCAGCAAGUACCCGAGGGGCAUGGAAGCGCCACGUCUUUGGAGACCUCCGCCCGUACACCUGUCUCUUCUCGAGGUGUGCCGAAUCAAAUACAGACUUUGAUCGACGGCAUAGAUGGCAACUCCACGUCUCCCAGUAUCACUGGCGUACAUGGUCUUGUCCAUUUAACUGUGGUAGCACGUUCCAGUCUGGGGUUGAACUCAGGGACCACAUUCGCCAUAAGCACUUGCCAAACGCGAGCGAUGAGCAUCUCAACACAGUUGUGGCUCGCGGCGAGGUAUCUGUCUCCAGUGAUGUCACUCAAGAAUGCCCUCUUUGUAGGCGAGCUAUUUCGGGCUUAAAGUCAUACAUCAAGCAUGUUGGGCGGCAUCUUGAACAGUUGGCUCUGUUUGCUCUUCCUAGCAUCGGAGAUGAGCAGCUGGAGGAUGACGUCGACAGUGGCGAGCAGAACGAUGAAGCAUCCGAGGUGGGCGCCAUUUCGGCCGACCAUGACAGUGAGACUUCUUCCGAAGCUGAAGAUAAUCAAGCAGAAUCAAACAGUCCCAAUACCAUGACUGUCGGACACGACGGUGAAGCCGACGUCACCGCUGGCGAGAUGUCAGGUGGCGAUGCUCCUGUGCCAUCGGCGGCCUCUUCUAUCUCUUCUGGUCGGCAUGAGAUGGAGCCAGACGAGAUUCGAAAACUCGUACAAGACGGAGAUAUCGCCAAGGCCUUAUUGGCCGAAGCUGAGUCCAGGUUCACCAAAGAAUGGGAAGAGACCAGAGAUGUGUCAGAAUCUCUUAAGUGGUUCAAGAACGUACAAAGAGUAACCAAAGCCAUGUUUGAGGAGUCCGCCAAGUCCGCCGAGCAGGCCCCGGUUGGGUUCAAGGAGCAAGAAACACCUCCAACUGAUCCCUCCGAAGAAGCCGGGCCAGCUGCACAAGUUAGUCGGCCGACCUAUACUCGCUUUUCUCGUAGGCAUCUAUCUAUCGAGACAUUGCGAGAGUUCAAUAUUAACUUCGACUUCGACGCGGACCCUGACUACGUCUUGGUCGAGCGGUGGGUGCCCGAGUGGGAACAAGACCAGAUGUGGAAGCAUACUAAACUCAUCCGCGAUAAACGCGCUGAGACUCUACAGGGGGAGUCGGUAUGUCAGACAGGUGAGUCUGACUAUGAACGGGUGCGCGACAGGGGCAGCCGGCAUCCCGAGGCACCACCUCCACUACCUUCUGUCGGCGAUCACCAGCGUAUCCAUAUUAGGGCCAUCAAUCGCGAAAGUGGUACCCCUCCAUCUCCAUCUCCAUUACCUCCACCGUCAAUCCUCCAAGGACCGACCAUUGGGUGA
Fusarium mangiferae is the source of this 1863-nucleotide messenger RNA. RefSeq lists its product as uncharacterized. NCBI's taxonomy places the organism in Eukaryota, Fungi, Ascomycota, Sordariomycetes, Hypocreales, Nectriaceae. The transcript has 2 exons. The record is from RefSeq and is a predicted model, not a curated record. The coding region runs from base 1 to 1863 and encodes 620 amino acids.